CAACUGACGCUCUGCAAUUUUAACCAGCAAAGCGAUUUGAGUUCAACUGUCAACUCUCUCUCUCUCUCUCUCCAAUGGAGGAUGACACCGAGGAGGUUUCAGAAGUCGGUCCUCCUAAACAGCUCCCACCUCCUUUCCUGGAGGUGGCGUGCAAGAGCUCCGGCAAGCGGAGGAGGUUCGCGGCCGGCACGGAGGCCGGAUUCGCCGUGCGGGUGAUGAACAAGAAGCUGGAGGGCGGGUCUCCGUUUGCUCUGCACAUUGAGGCGGUCAAAGCAGGAGAGGAAGGCGUGACUUUCGGCCCUAAUUCGGCUCUCGUGGACUAUGGGUCUGGAUGGAGGCUGCAGACGGUCACUGAAGUGGAUUAUGCGGGCGAGGAUAAAGGUGAAGCAUUUCGGAUGGCACGGGCGCCUUUCCGGAAUGCCAACGGCUCGAGUGUUGUGAUGGAUGUAGGAAAACCAGUCAGUUUGGUGUACAUUGGGAAAAUAUUAGUUGCAUUUGUUCUAAUAUUUGUUCUUGGUGCGAUUUUCACUCUGGCUCUUGAGUAUCUUCCCAUGUUAAUUUUGUCCAUCAACUCACUCAUGUAAAGAUCUACGAUCCAAGUCGAAUGGAAUCGAGUGUUCAUUUCUUCAGGUUAUUUGGACAAUGCACAUUUCCUUGUCACAAACAUAUAUAUUCAUUGCCAAGGUCAGCACAUACAUGUAAGGCGGCUGUUGUGUACAAUGCAGUCUGAGCAAUAACAGUCGGGCAUUGUCAGUCAGUUUAUGCCUCUUAUGAAACA
Molecule: messenger RNA, 778 nt
Organism: Eucalyptus grandis
Lineage: Eukaryota; Viridiplantae; Streptophyta; Magnoliopsida; Myrtales; Myrtaceae
Exons: 4
Coding region: 75-584 (169 amino acids)
Source: RefSeq, a predicted model, not a curated record